Leopardus geoffroyi (Geoffroy's cat) is the source of this 3040-nucleotide messenger RNA. Its product is annotated as guanylate cyclase soluble subunit beta-2-like. Lineage: Eukaryota; Metazoa; Chordata; Mammalia; Carnivora; Felidae. Gene Ontology annotation, biological process: intracellular signal transduction; cGMP biosynthetic process; receptor guanylyl cyclase signaling pathway. The transcript has 4 exons. The record is from RefSeq and is a predicted model, not a curated record. Bases 1601 to 2095 code for a protein of 164 amino acids. Gene Ontology annotation, molecular function: peptide receptor activity; guanylate cyclase activity.
AUUGAAAAUACAUACGGAAAGAAAAAUGUACCUCAAUCCUUCAUAUAUAAAAAUUAAUUUGAUAUAUAUCACAGGUGUAAACAUAAAUGCUAGAACCAUAAAGCUUUUUGAAGGAAAUAUAGGCGAAUAGCUCCAUGAAUUUGGGGUAAGCACUAAUUUCUUAGAUUGGACACAAAAAAUAUUAAUCUUGAAAGUAAAAAAAAAAACUGAUAAACCUCAUUAUUGUGGGCCAAAUUUUGUUCCCCCCCAAAUUCAUAUAUUGAUGCUUUACCCCCCGGGCCUCAGAAUAUGACUAUAUGUGGAUAUAGGGCCUUUACAGAGGUGGUCAAGUUAAAAUGAAGCUGUUAGGGUGGGCCCUAAUCCCAUUUGACUGGUGUCCUUGCAAGAAGAGGAAGUCUGGACAUAGGAAGAAACACCAGGGAUGCACAGGCACAAAGAAGAGACUAUGUGAGGCCAUCCACAAACCCAGGGGAGAUGCUGCAGAGGGAACGAAGCCUGCCAACACUUCGAUCUCAUACUUCCAGCCUCCAGAACUGGGAGAAAAUAAAUUCCUGUUGUUGAAGCCACUCAGUCUGUGGGUGUACAGGAUGGGAAAAAUACUUGAAAUAUAUGUGUCUCCCAUAUCCAAGCAUAUAGUAGAGAACUCCUCUAUAUUGACGAUGAAAGAUAAUCCCGGUUUUUAUAUGAGCAAACUCUUGAACAGACUUUUCAAGAAAAAAGAUACAAGAACGGACACAAGCUGCAUGAAAAUGUGCUUAACAUCGUUAGCCGUCAGCAACAUGCAAAUUAAGACCACAACGAGGUAGCGUUUCACACCCACCAGAAGACCAAAUGAUGGUGAGACUGUGGAGCAACUGGAGUGUCACAUUGCUGAUGAGAAUGUAAAAUGGUGCAAACACUCCGGAAAAUUGCUAGCAAACGGUCUGUUGUUUGUUUUUUUGCAACAUUAAAUACGCAUCUACCUUGUGAUACAGGAAUUCUACUUGUAGGCACUUACCUAAGAAAAAUGAAAAUGUGUGUCUACAAACAGAUCUGUAUAAGAGUGUUCCUAAUGGCCCCAAACUGGAAAUAACCCAAAUGUUCGUGAAGUUAGAAGCCUGGAUAAAGAAACUGCGGUAUGUUUUUACGAUAGAACGGUUGCAGUAAUAGAAGAAUGAAUGACUGAAACAUACAACAACAUGGAUGAAUCUCAGAAACAUUCAACUGGAUAAAUGAAGGCAGGCACAGAACAAUAUGCUCUAUGAUUCCAUUUGUGCAUAGUCCUAGAACAGGCAAAUACUUCUUUGUAAAAGAAAUGAGGAAGCCGUUACCCCUGCAGAGAGGGAGGGAACUUAACUGGAAAGGGCAACAAGGGGACGUCGCGAAGUAAUGAAAGUAGUCUGCAUUUUAUUCUGGAUGGUGGAUUACAGGGUAUAUGCUCCUGUCAAAACUCACGGAGCUAAAUGCUGAAGAUCUGUCUUUCCGUUUUAGGUAUAUUAUACCUUAAUUUAAAAAUAAAAGCAAGAGUAUUCGACGGUCCCUUUUCAGUGAGAUUCUCUUUGUACAGAUCAGAGUGGGGAUCCACACAGGACCAGUCUUAGCAGGUGUGGUGGGAGACAAGAUGCCGCGGUACUGUUUGUUCGGUGACACCGUGAACACGGCUUCUAGGAUGGAGAGUCACGGGCUUCCCAACAAAGUGCACCUCAGCCCCACGGCCUACAGAGCUCUGGAGAAUGAAGGGUUUGAAAUAGUUGAGAGGGGCGAAAUCGAAGUGAAAGGGAAAGGGAAAAUGACCACCUACUUUCUGAUCCGGAACCUGCAUGCCUCGGAGGACGAGAUCAUGGGCAGACCUCACAGCCGGCUUGAUCGCAAGGAAGCAAGUACUCAAGGACGUCAAGACAGAGCAGCUGUUGCCAUCAUGCAGUACAAGGACAGUAGGCAGCUGUCCCUGAAGAGUGACACAGCAGAUGCUUCUGAUGAAAUGACACCUGAAGGGAGUUCAGAGGCAGGACAGGACUCCGUGGAGGCAGCUGACAGACAGCGGUCUUCAGAUCAGACAGAGACACCUCGCUUUCCUAAUGACGUUCUGCCGUCUGGUUUCUGUGCUCUGUUGUAACAGAGGGGAAACGAACGCCUGGGCUUAAUUUUUCCCCAACUUAGUUUUAUGGAGACAAAGGAAAGUAACUUCUUUUCAUUUCUCAGUUCAGAACGUCUUAAGCUGCGUCUCUUCCUCAUUGUCCCUUUGAGAAUAGAAGUCUAGAAACGAAACCCAAUCCUGACAGGUUUGGAAAGUGUCUUUUACAUUCUCAGUUCGAAGCCAACCCCCCCUCCCCCCGCCGCCAACUUUGAGACUGCGUCUUGUUUGCUCCCACAGAUGAGGAGUUCGGCUGAGGGGCCCCUUUCUGUUUUCUUCUAACAGGGGUGAAUGGCUUCCAUGCUCCCAUUGCUAGGGUUCCACUGAAUCUUCGCCUCUGAGCAAAAGCCCCAGUGGCCAGCUUCAGAGGACACCCUGACCUCUGAGCGCGUUGUGUGCAAUGUCUUGCUUUAAAUGAUGGUGGGAGGGAAGGGGGAGGAAGAGGCGGAGGAAAGAGACCCAGACCCCGCAGUUUAUAAAUCACCCCAUAACACAGCCUGGACGUGAAAGGCACUCGGCCAGGGGUUGUGAAAGGAAAUAAUUUUCAUUCUCAGCCCUGGGAAUUAUGUGAAGCAAUAGAACGAAAGCUGCAUUCCCCAGAGACUUUCUGAAAGUAGGAUGGAGGGGAAAAUGUGAAAAUCACAGGAAGGGCAGACUUAGGAAAGAUAGGGAAGCAGAGCAGAAUGAAGUCAGACACCCAGGCCCCUUGGCCAGCCACCUUCACGACACAGAAGACCCCUCUACUACUCGUCGCUGCGGGCAUGGAAACACCUUCUGCCGCAGAGAGCGCCGGAGAUGUUCUCAGAGGCGCGGGCCCAGGCAGCGGGGAGGCAGAGAUGUGGUGUUCGGACUAUGCAUCUGCAUUUGGGGAUGGCCAGAAACUUAGCACGUAUGUUUUACCUAGAUAAUAAAGAAAAUCUGAGGGCA